This is a messenger RNA of Xiphophorus maculatus (southern platyfish), 4321 nucleotides long. RefSeq names its product protein NLRC3-like. The transcript has 9 exons. Gene Ontology annotation, molecular function: protein binding. Bases 1 to 3210 code for a protein of 1069 amino acids. Lineage: Eukaryota; Metazoa; Chordata; Actinopteri; Cyprinodontiformes; Poeciliidae. The record is from RefSeq and is a predicted model, not a curated record.
AUGGAUCAGUGUGAGGACAGAGAGGAGGGAGUCCCUCCCUCUAAAACCACUCUGUGUGGGGAAGAUGAGAGCCAGAGCAAAGGUCAGAGGAUCCAUCAGAGACUCAAACCAGAACCAGAACCCAGCUGUGUGUCCUUGAAGAGUGAUGAUUCAAUGGUUUAUCCCAUUGACUUUCCAUCAGAGAGAGUGGACCAGCAGAGCUCAGAGGUUUCCAGUGAUCCGUCUUCCCAGCAGCAUCAAACACAGCUGGACUCCAUAUUUAUGCUGCUGGAGGACAACAUUGUGACUUUUGUGAAGAAUGAGCUAAAGAAGGUAAAGAAGGUUCUGAAUCCAGAUUACCCAGAAUGCUCAGAGAGUCAGAGAGAAAAUGAUGAGGUGUUGACGGGUGAGAAUGAAAAGCAGAGGAGGAGCAGCAAAGAGGCAGUGAUGAAGAUUACACUGAACUUCCUGAGGAGGAUGAAGCAGGAGGAUCUUGCUGACCGUCUACAGAAAAUUUUUCUUGGAGUUUGUCAACAUCAACUUAAAUCUGGUCUGAAGAAGAAGUUCCAGUCUGUGUUUGAGGGGAUUGCUAAAGCAGGAAGUCCAACCCUUCUGAACCAGAUCUACACAGAGCUCUACAUCACAGAGGGAGGGACUGGAGAGGUCAAUGAUGAACAUGAGGUCAGACAGAUUGAAACAGCAUCCAGGAAACCACACAGACCAGAAACAAUAAUCAGACAAGAAGACAUCUUUAAAGUCCCACCUGGAAGAGAUCAACCAAUCAGAACAGUGAUGACAAAGGGAGUAGCUGGCAUUGGGAAAACAGUCUUAACACAGAAGUUCACUCUGGACUGGGCUGAAGAGAAAGCCCACCAGAAUAUCCAUUUCAUAUUUCCAUUCACCUUCAGAGAGCUGAAUGUGCUGAAAGAGAAAAAGUUCAGCUUGGUGGAACUUGUUCAUCACUUCUUUAGUGAAACCACAGAAAUCUGCAGCUUUGAACACUUCCAGGUUCUGUUCAUCUUUGAUGGCCUGGAUGAGAGUCGACUUCCUCUGGACUUCCACAACAAGGAGAUCCUGACUGAUGCUACAGAGUCCACCUCAGUGGAUGUUCUGCUGACAAACCUCAUCAGGGGAAAUCUGCUUCCCUCUGCUCUCCUCUGGAUAACCACACGACCUGCAGCAGCCAAUCAGAUCCCUCCUCAUUGUAUGGGCAUGGUGACAGAGGUCAGAGGGUUCAAUGACCCACAGAAAGAGGAGUACUUCAGGAAGAGAUUCAGAGAUGAGGAGCAGGCCAACAGGAUCAUCUCUCACAUGAAGACAUCACGAAGCCUCCACAUCAUGUGCCACAUCCCAGUCUUCUGCUGGAUCACUGCUACAGUUCUGGAGGAUGUGUUGAAUACCAGAGAGGGAGGAGAGCUGCCCAGCACCCUGACUGAGAUGUACAUCCACUUCCUGGUGGUUCAGACCAAAGUGAAGAAGGUCAAGUAUGAUGGAGGAGCUGAAACAGAUCCACACUGGAGUCCAGAGAGCAGGAAGAUGAUUGAGUCUCUGGGAAAACUGGCUUUUGAUCAGCUGCAGAAAGGAAACUUGAUCUUCUAUGAAUCAGACCUGACAGAGUGUGGCAUUGAUGUCAGAGCAGCCUCAGUGUACUCAGGAGUGUUCACACAGAUCUUUAAAGAGGAGAGAGGUCUGUACCAGGACAAGGUGUUCUGCUUCAUCCAUCUGAGUGUUCAGGAGUUUCUGGCUGCUCUUCAUGUUCAUCUGACCUUCAUCAACUCUGGUGUCAACCUGAUGAAAGAAACACAAACAUCUAGGAAGUCUUCAUUAUUUAAUAAACCUAAACUAAAGUCUCUCCAUCAGAGAGCUGUUAACCAGGCCUUACAGAGUCCAAAUGGACACCUGGACUUGUUCCUCCGCUUCCUCCUGGGACUUUCACUGCAGACCAAUCAGAGAUUCCUACAAGGUCUGCUGACACAGACAGGAAGUAGAACACAGACCAAUCAGAAAACAGUUCAGUACAUCAAGAAGAAGAUCAGUCAGAAUGUGUCUGCAGAGAAAAGCAUCAAUCUGUUCCACUGUCUGAAUGAACUGAAUGAUCGUUCUCUAGUGGAGGAGAUCCAACAGUCUCUGAGUUCAGGAAGUCUCUCCACAGAUAAACUGUCUCCUGCUCAGUGGUCAGCUCUGGGUUUCAUUUUAGUGUCAUCAGGAGAAGAUCUGGAUGUGUUUGACCUGAAGAAAUACUCUGCUUCAGAGGAGGUUCUUCUGAGGCUGCUGCCAGUGGUUAAAGCCUCCAACAAAGCUCUACUGAGUGACUGUAACCUCUCAGAGAGAAGCUGUGAAACUCUGUCCUCAGUUCUCAGCUCCCAGUCCUCCAGUCUCAGAGAACUGGACCUGAGUAACAACAACCUGCAGGAUUCAGGAGUGAAGCUUCUCUCUGCUGGACUGAAGAGUCCAAACUGCAACCUGGAAACUCUCAGCUUAUCAGGCUGUUUGGUCUCAGAGGAAGGCUGUGCUUCUCUGGCCUCAGCUCUGACCUCCAACCCCUCCCAUCUGAAAGAGUUGGACCUGAGCUACAAUCAUCCAGGAGACUCAGGAGUGAAGCUGCUGUCGGCUGGACUGAAGGAUCCACACUGGAGACUGGAAGCUCUCAGGGUGGAGCCUGCUGGAGGCCGAUUCUUGACACCAGGUCCAUGGAGAUAUUCCUGUCAACUCACCAUCGACACAAACACAGUGAGCAGAAAACUCAAACUGUCUGAAGACAACAGGAAGGUGACACAUGUGAAGGAGCUUCAGUCAUAUCCUGAUCAUCCAGACAGAUUUGAUUACUGGAAUCAGCUGCUGUGUAGAACUGGUCUGACUGGUCGCUGUUACUGGGAGGUUGAGUGGAGAGGAGAAGUUUAUAUAUCAGUGAGUUACAGAAGAAUCAGGAGGAAAGGAAACAGUAGAGACUGUUGGUUUGGAUGGAAUAAUCAUUCCUGGAGUCUGAGAUGCUCUGAUGGUGGUUACUCUGUCAGGCACAAUAACAGAGAAACUCGUCUCUCCUCCUCCUCUGUCUCUAACAGAGUAGCAGUGUAUGUGGACUGUCCUGCUGGCAUUCUGUCCUUCUACAGAGUUUCCUCUGACUCACUGAUCCUCCUUCACACCUUCAACACCACAUUCACUGAACCUCUGUUUCCUGGAUUUGGAUUCGGGUGGUCCAGUUAUGGUUCCUUGUCAGUUUUUCUGUGCUGAGUGGAGUGUAAAGAGUUUCCUCCUGUGAGAGAGAGACUCACUGUUGAACAGUGAGACACUAAACAGCCCUGCUGCUGAAAACCUGCUGUGGCCUCACUGUAAUAUCCAGAAAUACAAACAUUAAAAAGGAGAAGCUGCAUCACAUUCAACAAAGAGUUCAACAAGAAUCAAAGAUUUGAUCUCUGAGCUCAGACUCUACAAUCCAUUUGUCAGGUUCAACCUUAAAUUAGAUUAAAGAAGAGAGAGACAAAUUAAUUGGAUUUUACUCGCGAGGAGAGCAAGAGAGGAGCAUCUGAUUUUCACUGUCUCCAAACCCUCUCUGAGAAACCUCUCUUUCUUCUCCUCCUUUAUUCGCAUCAUGACAUUUACAUUGGCCAGCAGCUGUUAAAAGAGGUGAUAAAACAAAAACCCAGGUGCUAACACACAGUCGUAAUUCUUUCUACUCCAACAAAGAAGAUUCCUGUCUUUCCAUAUCUGAGGUCAUUUGACUGCUGUUCCUGAGACUCUCUGGGUUGUAAACAAAUGAUCUAUUCUUCCUGCCAGUCCAGCUGUUGCCCUGGUCAUCCGUUUCCAAUGUGAGGACAUCAAAGCAGUUUCUGUGCUUCUGGGUCACAACCUUUAAUCCUUUAGCCUUUCGGAGUUUUACUAAGAUCAGUUCUUAGUUUUGUCUCCAGAGUGGCUGGUAUCUUAUUCCAAUCUGGCACGCUUAUCAGUUUCCUGCAGACAUCUCUCACAAAACAGACAUAGAUUCUAACAGUCCUCAAAUAUAAUGAUUAGUAUUUAUUUAGGUUAUUAUUUUAAUUCUAUCACUAUUUCUUGGUGAAACAAUUCUGAUUGAGUUCUUGGAAACCUUUUUUUCUUCUACUCCUUUAAACAUGGAAGCUGGGAUUAUUCCAGGAUUUUUCCAGGAUUAUCAUGUUUUUCUGUUUUUUUCCAGUCAAAGCUUCAUACUGAAUAUCAAGAUGAUUUUUCCCUUUCAUUCAUCAGAUUUAAUUAAAAUAUUUAUCAGUUUUUAUCAAUCACUGAACAUUUUCUGUUUCUAUCGGCUCCUAUUUUUCUAAAUACGUCAGAUUUAAAUAUUAAAUCUUCCUUUUGUGUUUUUGCUGCAGUU